UCCCGGAUGUCUUUUACGCCGGAAGAGAAGCGCGAGUCUUUUCCAGCCAUCUUGUGGCAUCUUGCAGCGAAGUGCUCGCUCAAGCCCCGUAGAAUCGGAGGAGAAUCCUGCUGAAAGGGGGCCAUCAUGCCCGGACAUCUGCAAGAAGGUUUCUGCUGUGUCGUAACCAAUCGGUUCGAGCAGCUAUUUGAUGAUGUAGAGGAUCCGUUUGAGGUGUUAAAGCAGGCAGAAAAGAAGAAGAAGGACGCGACCGCUCCUGGUGCCGCCAAGACCGCAGCGCAGGCUGCGAAGCAGUCCAAAAAGGAGUCACAGAAAGAAAGAAGAAACCCAGCUCCCGAGAAGAAGGAAGAGACACAAGCUCCCGUUCCUCUCAAGAAAGAUGGCAUGAGGAAAAUGGGACGCCGACCGGAGCAGCAGGGUCAGCCAGGAUCCCAGCCGCAGGGAGGUCAGGGGGAGGGUCGUCCACCAGCCGACAGGCGACCUGACAGGAGGCCACCACGUGAACGACGCUUUGACAAACCCGCUGAUGAAAAACCUGCUGAGGGUGGAGAAUUCUCAGUGGAGAAGUCUGUCAGUGACAGGCCGUUCCGGGGUCGUGGAGGUGCCAGAGGAGGACGCGGAGGCCGGGGCAGAGGUGUUGGCAGGACUGACGGCUUUGACUCCCGCGGCAAACGCGAGUUUGACAGACACAGCGGCAGCGACCGAUCCAGCCUGAAAGCAGAGGAAAAACGUGGAGGGAGUGGAUCGCAUAACUGGGGCACUGUUAAGGAUGAGUUGAGCGAGCUUGACCAGUCAAAUGUCACUGAGGACACCCCUGAAGGAGAGGAGCACCCACCUGCUGACUCGGAGAACAAGGAGAAUGAGGUUGAGGAGGUUAAAGAAGAUGGUGCUAAGGAGAUGACUCUGGAUGAAUGGAAAGCCCAGCAGAGUAAAGAGAGAGCCAAAGUGGAAUUCAACAUUCGUAAGGCCAAUGAGGGAGCCGAUUGGAAGAAAGGAUACGUUCUGCACAAGUCUAAGGCUGAGGAUGCCUCUGCUGAUGAUGCCGCUGGGGAUCACCACUUCCGUAAACCAGCUAAUGACAUUACAUCCCAGCUGGAGAUUAACUUCGGGGACCUGGGCCGCACAGGACGUGGUCGUGGAGGACCACGAGGUGGCAGAGGAGGCCGUGGAGCUGUUGCUGCUACCAGACCACCUCGCGAACGCAGGCCAGACAAGGCCGGUGGAGUGUCUGUCCCUAACGUGGAUGACCCAGAGGCUUUCCCAGCCCUGGCUUAAGCUGCCAGACGGCAUGCUCUGCUCACCCAGGAGGAUCACUCCUCCACGGGUCCUUGUCUACGAGGCUUGCAUGCUAAUGGAUCCUUCAGCAGAUGAAAUGAUGGAAGACUGUCAUCCAUGCCAUUCACCCCUGAGGACUGAUUUUACCUGUUUUAGAAAAAAAGAUGGAAAAUUAAAAAAAAAAAAAAAAGAACGGACUUCUUGCUAUUCUGAAGCAAAUUAUUGGUCGAGGUUUUGUAUUUAGAAAUAAGGUAGCAGGGAUGUUUUCAUACAGUGUUUCUUUUGUUGUUGUUUCUUUUUUUUCUCAGAAAUUAUGCAUUGUUCAUGGAUACUUUUUGUACUGCUGCUUGAAAAUAUGCAUUUCCAAAAAUAGGUGUGAAGAGCACACCGGUUUAUCUUAAGGUGUCCGGUAGCUUGCUUUUUACACGAAAAAGCCUCAUAACAAGGCAGCCAUUUCAGGUGCAAGAUCUACAAGUUAGUCUUUUAAUUUGUAAAGGUUAUUGCAUUUCUAAGGGAAAUUACAGAGCAUUUUGGUUCUGCUCAUUGUUGAAUUAAACACCUCGGUUCCCUGAAA
This is a messenger RNA of Sinocyclocheilus rhinocerous, 1849 nucleotides long. It is a transcript of the gene serbp1a, whose product is annotated as SERPINE1 mRNA binding protein 1a. The record is from RefSeq and is a predicted model, not a curated record. Lineage: Eukaryota; Metazoa; Chordata; Actinopteri; Cypriniformes; Cyprinidae. The transcript has 8 exons. Gene Ontology annotation, cellular component: cytoplasm; nucleus. Gene Ontology annotation, molecular function: mRNA 3'-UTR binding. The coding region runs from base 127 to 1275 and encodes 382 amino acids.